Aspergillus terreus NIH2624 is the source of this 738-nucleotide messenger RNA. Its product is annotated as mitochondrial 54S ribosomal protein uL4m. Gene Ontology annotation, cellular component: ribosome. Gene Ontology annotation, biological process: translation. Bases 1 to 738 code for a protein of 245 amino acids. The transcript has a single exon. NCBI's taxonomy places the organism in Eukaryota, Fungi, Ascomycota, Eurotiomycetes, Eurotiales, Aspergillaceae. Gene Ontology annotation, molecular function: structural constituent of ribosome. The record is from RefSeq and is a predicted model, not a curated record.
AUGGCCACCGAAGCCCAGACUACCGAAUCCUCCAGACCAGCGUGGUCUCCUCAGCCGGUCAAAGCCACCACCUACUCGUUCCCAUCGAUGGAGCCCCUGCGUUUUGUCGAAUACCCCCAGAGCCACCUUUUGAUGCCCCUGCGAAAAGACCUUCUCCACCGGGCCGUUGUAUACGAAGGCGACAUGACCCGGCAAGGUACUGCGAGCACUAAGUGGAGGGCCGAUGUGCACGGAAGCAAUCGGAAGCUCUAUCCUCAAAAGGGCACGGGUCGGGCGCGUGUGGGCGACAAGAAAUCGCCCAUCCGAAAGGGUGGUGGUGUUGCAUUUGGACCGCAUCCGCGCGACUUCUCCACGGAACUGCCUCGGAAGAUCUACGACCAGGCGUGGCGCACGGCUCUCAGCUACCGCUACAAGCGUGGCCAGCUGAUUAUCAUCGACAACGAAAUUUCGAUCCCGGAGGAUGCGACGCCGCAUCUGAUCCAGGAUAUCUUCAAGAUCAACUGCUGGGGUCGGGAGUACGGACGGUCGACGCUGAUCACGGACCAGCUGGACGAGGGUCUGUUUGAGACGGUGCGCCAGGUGGGCGAGCAUGCGAAGAUCCUGGAUCGUGGCGAUGUCGAUGUGAAGGAUUUGCUGGAGACGGGACGGUUGAUUAUUGAGAAGGCAGCGUUGGAUCGGAUGCUGGCGCAGCACUCGCGGGACUUGAACCAGAAGCCUGCGAAGGCGUUGUAUUACUGA